This is a messenger RNA of Rubroshorea leprosula, 577 nucleotides long. The record is from the annotation of a GenBank genome assembly. Lineage: Eukaryota; Viridiplantae; Streptophyta; Magnoliopsida; Malvales; Dipterocarpaceae.
AAAACUCGAUUUUUCUCCCUUCUGCAGAUCCACCAUCGCCACCAUCACCUCCGUUCUUUCACCUCGGAUCUUCACCAUCCCCUUGCUGAUCUGGUUUUGUUUUUUGUUUUGGGUGGGUUUUUUUGGUUUGUUUGUUUAUAUGCUUUGUUUGUUUGCUGUUUCUUGCUCUGUUCGGUGCAGAUCUGGCGGCCUUCUUUCUCCUCCGGUGGAUCUGUGGUGGCGCGCGAGAGGGCUGCCAGAUCUGACGCCCACCACGGCUCUCCUGCUGGUUUCGAGGAACUACCGCCGCCUGAUCGGGUUACCGUCUGGGUAUCCUGUCACCACCCCCGAGCUUGUUUUGGCUGGGGAUUCUUUUUUUUUUUUUCCUUCUUGCAUAAUGUACCAGUCAAAUUCUGAUGUAUCAAUCGGUAUCCGAAAUUUCGGCCGGUACACCAGAAUUUGACCGGUAUACCCGAAAUUUGACCGAAACGAAAUCUUAACUUAUUCCGUUUCGGUUAACCUCCAAAACCGGUACGUACCGGCCAUACCGGCCGGUACGGUAUGAUACUGACUACAUUGAUAAAUACCCAUCCAAAUU